AUCAUCAGUAACAAUAAGAAUUGUUACUAGUUUCUGUUACAUCAAAAGGGAUCAAGCCGUGAUCAAUGGCAUCGGACAAAGAAGAGAAAGACACGAUGAGUUACCCGGAACAGGAGAGAUCAGUGGUGAAGACAAGAGCAGCUUGCUUUGGUUCGAUUCUGGUGAGCGUUGCAGGAGGAAUCUUAUUAGGUUGGUGGGAGUAUCAGUAUCAUCCUUCAUAUCGUCAACUGUGGAUGGUGCCCUUUGGUCUUAUUCUAUUUGCUACACCAGUGAUUGUUUGGUUCUCUUUGGUGGUCUCUCAUAUCUGUAAUUCAAAAGAUGGUGAUGAUGGCACAAGGAUGAGUCAACCCGUUUAUGCACUCAGUAACUCCGUUUCUGCCAAGAAAGAUGAGCAAUGGAAUAACCAUGUAGAUCAUGUAUAAUAUUUUUUUUGUUUCAGCUCCA
Molecule: messenger RNA, 444 nt
Organism: Fragaria vesca subsp. vesca
Lineage: Eukaryota; Viridiplantae; Streptophyta; Magnoliopsida; Rosales; Rosaceae
Exons: 2
Coding region: 66-422 (118 amino acids)
Source: RefSeq, a predicted model, not a curated record